This is a messenger RNA of Annulohypoxylon maeteangense, 4128 nucleotides long. RefSeq lists its product as uncharacterized. NCBI's taxonomy places the organism in Eukaryota, Fungi, Ascomycota, Sordariomycetes, Xylariales, Hypoxylaceae. Bases 459 to 3689 code for a protein of 1076 amino acids. The transcript has 2 exons. The record is from RefSeq and is a predicted model, not a curated record.
CCUCAUAUGUGUUUUUCUAUUCUGAAAUCGUAUGCGCCAUCUCGGCCGUACCUGUAACAAUAUCCCCCACGGUUCGUCUAUGUGAAAAGCGAGGUCUCAAUCCUUCCCAUGUCUCACCGGAAUUCUUCACCCCAGAAUCAUCGUCGGUUAUGUUGAUAUCUCGAGCCCUAUAAGUCAAUUCUCUCACAACAGCCGCUAUUUGGCUCGGAUAGCUUACCGCGAGCUACAUUCUAUUCUCGCCAGUCUCUUAAACCUUCCAUCAAAGGAGUGGAUUUUCAUAUUCCAACUAUCCUGAUGGAUGUCUAACGUGAGCGCUAUGCGAGCUACUACUUAUAAUUCACGAUAAGUUUUAUUCGUACUGUUAGCUAGUACCUAUAACACGCCGAAUGAUUUCUCCUAUCGAUUCGAACUUACGGUAAAAUCUACGUUAUGAGACCCGUAGAGUGUCUCACGUCACGAUGGGCAUGACACCUCAAUAUCACGGUAGCUUGGUUGCAUUUGAGGGGCCGCAGGAUACCGUGUCAACUCAACUUCGACUACUUCCAAGCUCACCAAACAUCUUGAUCAUACCACCACUACGCUACUUCUUGAAAGAAGAGAACCUAGAUGCUCCCUUCGAUGCUAGGUCGCGAAUCCUAGCGGUGCAUAAGGCAUGUCGCGACAGAGCCGAGAUGGCGCACGCAUUCUUGCGAGACUCUACACCGAGCAACAAACGACUGGUUUUCAUGAACGGGGGCACAGCAAGUGCCCAGAUGGAAUGUGUAUCCGACAUCAGCGAAUAUGUCACCAAUGGGGAUUUCGAAAAAGCCGAACGAAUAUUUAUUAAGCUCGUUCGAAAUGGCAUCGCUGGAUUAUCCAAACCACGUAAAGCAAGUCUAAAGUUCAGGUCGUCCCAAAUAGGGGUUGCCAAUCGACAGCUAAAUGGAAUGCAUGGCGAGAUAGCCAUCGACCCAGUUUCGGAAGCUAUGAGAGCAGCUGACGCUCUUGAUAUUCAAACCGCAUUCUUGCAAACGAGUACCGAAGUUGACCUUACACAUGGACCUCGACGUCGAAGCUCGAGCACGCCGAUUUAUCGAGUGGUUGAUGACUAUCAGAACGCAACCCCUUUUUACAUAUUCGGGGCUCGCAAAUGGCAAAAGAGAAACUCCUUCGACCCAAGCUUACCUCAAACCCCUCGCCGGAGCUAUACCACACAUGAGAACCGAAGGAAUUCUCGGCGAUCAUUGUAUCCGGCCGGAUCCCGAGUAAACGAAUUAAAAAGCCAACCGAAUUCCCCAUGUCAGAUAGCGGAGGAGAGUUAUAGGAAGCCGUUGUCGCCCGCAACCAUCGACGUGUCGAGUCCUAUGUCUUUCAAGUUUGAUGACUCGAUGCCCGAAACACCAGCGAUAUGCGAAGCCCUUGUCAUCGAUGUUCGGCAUUCGGUCUCAACCACUGCUCAUAAGAAAACGAAGUCCGUGGAUCGAAUAUACUCCAGCGCUAUACGCAACCAGGACAUUCUACUAUGUAGCUUUCCACAACCACCUCGCUCGAGACCUACAAGCACGAUAAAUAGUCCAAUAUGGCGCGAAACGCCAACAACGCCCUUGCCGCGGUCGCCACUAUCUCCACGAUCCCCUCGUCACAAGUUCACCACCGAUAUCCCGAGACCGACAUUUAGCACGCCGAAAAGAUCUAUGGUCAGGCGAAACCCCCCAUCCCCUCUCAAGCUAGAUCAAGCACGACGGCCACUGUCUUACGUAGACGUUGGCACGAGUACCACGAGCAGCUAUGUAGAUCGAGCCACGACGACCGAGCCCGAGCCCGAACUUACUAUUCUCAUAUCCCCUGAGGCAGACAUGGAAGAUUCUUCAUCUAUCGAUUUAGAUGACAGUUUCGAACUCGACCCGGAUGUGCCUUUUGAGGCGGUUCUGCCCAUGGUCGAAAAUCUAGUAAUACUUUUCAAGGCUGAUCAACCAGAUAGACGGUUAGAAGCGAUGAUCCAAGCUUUCCGAGAAGGGACAUACCCGAUAUCCUCGUCGCCACAUGAAGCAACAGCCGAAAAGAACCUUGAUCAGUCCGACAGUUUGAGCCCGCGGAGCAUUCCACUCGUUGACCGAAGACGAAGAAGCUACGUCAAGCAUGCAGAAGUAUCACCUGCUUGUCACCUAGAUCCCGAUGACUAUGAUCCCUUCGCGUACGGAAAGUACUCAUGUUCAUCUCAUGGCUUGUUGCCCAAUCAUGGUAGACAUAAUCACAGACCUACGACGCCACCAACCCCAGCUACAACCCCGCCAUUGGCUGCACGGAAGCCAGAGAAGUGCUUCCACGAUUUUACCACGACAAAUUGUAGAACAGCUGUAGGAAUGCAAAACUCCCUACGAUCGAUUCUGAAUAUCUACUUCCCACCAGAAGAUACAGGUUAUCACCAGUUUAACUUCCCUUUGCUUCCGGAACUUAGCAGUCUCUGGAAACCCGUGUUUCGUGAAUCGGACUCGGGCACUGUCAUACAUCGGAAACGAAAAGUCGAUCUCAUCGUUGCCAUCGGAGCACAACAAGGCGUUGACAAGGAUUUUCUCGCCGCCAUUAGCGGUUCCUUAGAAAAGCUCGGCACGAAGCCGAAUGGGGUGACCCGAAGCGGAAGGCUAGAUUUAAGGUACCUCAUCGCCAGCGCUAUGCAAGCCUUCACUUCACAGCCGCUAGCCAACCAAACUCAAGACAACCCAUUCACCAACCCGCUGCUCUUAGCAACAUUAAUCAUACCACACCUAGAGACGUAUAUGGCUGCUCAUUCGGCAACCCGAUUCCUUUUGCUCGAAUAUCCUCCCGAACAUUUAUCAACCGUCCUUUCGUUGCAGCGAUUGGUGGGUUCGGACCUACUAAGGGUCGCAGGGAUUCUAUACUCCGAAGACAUAGACCCGAAGUUGAACUCCGGAGUUAAGAUCCCUACACGGAGAAAUACCCAUCUACGCAUGAAUUCAAAGUCCAAAAUAUCGACGAUUAGUACGAGAACGGGAGCAACUCUCCACACCCCCAUUGAGAUGAAGCAAGCAGAGUCGCCUUCAUUCUCAAAGGCCAAUUGGCUUCUUACAUCGUCAGCUAGCGAGUCUGAGAUCGCUACUCUGAUAUCCACGAUAUGGCAAAUCCUCAUUGAUAUCUCAACGUUCUACAUUCCGGAUGGAGUAGCUCCCAGGGCCUCGACACAGAUAGAUGGAGAGAUGAGACGAGGUUCCAGGCGCGGAUCUCAGGGAAGACCGUUAGCACAAACGCCCCUAAUCAACCCGGCCCAAGAUUCCGCUCCGCUAUCCAACGCAGCCGCCAUCAUGGGCUUCCAGAAACAGGCAACCGAAGAAUAUGAAGCUGCUCCUCCCCUACCCCCUCCGAAGCAUAAGCAUCGAGUCAUAGAGUCGACACGUGAAGCACAGCUAAAGUCAUCUAAGGGAUCUAUAUCAGAGACCAUCAAGAGCAGCCGUACGAUGAAGUCGAUGCGAAGCCAGCGGAACAAGCUGCGUCAUAUGCUUGGGAGGGAAGCGGACUUGGACAACGCUUCGAUACGUGCUGAUACAACCUCCGUAUACCAGGACUACUGGGAUGAGGAGGACGAUUACUUCGCUGCGGAGGAGCGCAAGUAUAUGCCUCUAUAUGGAAGAGAGAACGGACCGAGAAAAGGGAGUAGUCGGAAAGCGCUGAAGUGGCUGGGUCUCGCGACUUAGAAAGCUCUGCUCUCGUGGGGAUACUUACUACACACCUGCCCUCAUACAACUCUUCUUUUUCUCAUUUUUAUUUUCUAUACUUUCGACACCGAGCCUCACAAAGACAGAAAAGCCGGAUACGUUUCCAUAUAAGUAUUUUAUUAUCUUGAUUCAUUCUGUAACAAAAUUUGUGUCUCGCUCGAGUGUAAGAGGGGGCCUUCUCGUAUACAUCUGAAAGGAGACGGGAUCUCCGGCUGACGAUGACGAUUGAGAAAGAGUUACGAUCGCGAUAUCUUCUGGGCACACGCGCCUGUUCAUUUGUACUUGUUGAACUUGUAUUGAAGCUAAAUGGGGGCGGGGGCGAAGGCUGUUCUAGUCGGGGCUUGCAGUUAGGCUGAACUACUCUGUAUUACCUAUAUCGUAGUCCAAAAUCCUGACUUGCCUUGAGAAUAAUAUGAGA